Drosophila serrata is the source of this 1196-nucleotide messenger RNA. Its product is annotated as ubiquitin-conjugating enzyme E2 W. The record is from RefSeq and is a predicted model, not a curated record. NCBI's taxonomy places the organism in Eukaryota, Metazoa, Arthropoda, Insecta, Diptera, Drosophilidae.
GGCGCUUUUGGUCGGACAAAAUAAAAUUGGCUCGCGAGGAAAAUGAGUGCCCCGCCCCUUGGUGCCCUGGGAAAAGUGCUGGUGGCAUAUUGAAGCAAGUGUAGGAAUAACUAACACUCAAAUUUACACACAGCGGUCUAGGCAACUCGGGCAAGAUCUGUCAGCAGUAAAUACAAAGUGACAAAGUGAGCAAGUGAUCAGUGUAGUGUCAUCAACGGGGACAAUAACAUCUCGGCAAAAAUGCUGAAGUUAUUCAAAAAGUCGAAAGACAAAAUGCCCAAGUCGGAGAUCAUAACCGAGCCCAAUGAGCCCAAGACACCGCCGGUCUCCAAAUGCGGCAAGCCCCUGCAGCUGGACAACUGUCGGCGGGAGCGCCGCCUGCACAAAGAGCUGAUGUCCAUGAUCAAGGAGCCGCCACCGGGUGUAACCAUUGACACCGAGAGCGUACAGCAAAAUUUAUCUGAAUGGAAAAUAAACAUUAAAGGUUUCGAGGGCACACUUUACGAGGGCGAGGACUUCCAGCUGCUGUUUAAAUUCAACAAUAAAUAUCCCUUCGACUCGCCAGAGGUAACCUUUAUUGGUACCAAUAUACCAGUGCAUCCACAUGUCUACAGCAAUGGACACAUCUGCCUCUCCAUUCUGACCGAGGACUGGUCGCCGGCGCUGUCCGUGCAGUCCGUGUGCCUUAGCAUAGCCUCCAUGUUAAGCAGUUGCCGCGAGAAGAAGCGUCCGCCGGACAACACACUCUACGUAAAGACCUGCAAUAAGAAUCCCAAAAAGACUAAAUGGUGGUAUCACGACGAUUCUGUUUAGUUAGGAGGUGCAAUUUAUGACUACUGCCCCGCUGAUGUUUGCUUUGCGCAUCCAAAACCAACAGAAACAACUUCAACAACACCUGAUUGCAAUUCGAAAAUAGAAGCAAGAAAGGUCCAAAAACAGAACCCACAACGAGCCAGAACAGCCCCAAGUGCACUCAGAUGUGAACAAAGCAAAGCGAGUCAAUGAGAAGACGAUCAUUAGUGUUUGGCAAACAAUCAUAGCGCACGCAGCAGCCGUGCUUCUAAUUCUAGCUAUUAUAUAAUCAUCACAAGGCGUGUGCGAAACAAACAACUAUUAUUACAUGUUAACAUUUUAAUUAGAUUGUUAAGAGCCCGAAAUUUAAUGUCUAAAUUAAAUGUUAUGCUACCAUCUAAUAA